Camelina sativa (false flax) is the source of this 2359-nucleotide messenger RNA. RefSeq names its product UPF0725 protein At2g20620-like. The record is from RefSeq and is a predicted model, not a curated record. Lineage: Eukaryota; Viridiplantae; Streptophyta; Magnoliopsida; Brassicales; Brassicaceae.
GCGAAAAAUUGGAAGAAGAAAUUAGGGAAAAAAAUUUCUUUUUUUAUUUUACUCAUUAUCCAACCAAAACGUGACACGUAGCGUGUCUUAUUGGUUGUUUCAUGUUGCUUCCGAUGCUUCCUAAAGAAACGAUUCUCUGAAAAGUAAGCUAUAUUUUUUAGUUUUGAUUUAUUUUUGGGCUUUAAAAGGGUUGAGCAACCCAUAGAGUAAUUCUAGUGGAGAUUCCCUUAAAUCUUACAAUUAGCUUAACAAUAAAUCAAGUAGUAAAUAACGUGACAAUGCACUAAGGCAGAUUAGACGCACAUUAGCUUGUUGGUGAUACACGCACAUUAGUAACCAAACUGAUACACACGCAUUUCAAAUUGAACUCAGCUCGCGUAGUCAGUCAGUCUCUGGUUAACUUAUUUAUUACCAAGAUUUUAAAUAAAUUGCAUUAUAUUCAAAUUGCAGCCCUUUUGAAAUUUGAAUUAUAAAGUUUGAUUUCAAAUAUUUUUUUUUUGUUUGGCCUUCUCACCGAACAAGAACUGAACUCAUGUAGUAAGUAACAAGGAGCAAAAAAGAAAAAGACAAUUUUGCCCCUCAGCCACGGUGACCCUUGCUUCUUCACUUGUAUCGUUACCGAAGACGCCGUCGUCGACGUCCUCUCCUCCGGUAAGGGCAAGUCUUACGGUCCCGGAGUUGUGAUGUGUUCUUCUAGCCUUCUCAUUGAAGUUUCUCAUAAACUGUGCUUGUUCGCUGUGGCUUUGAUGACUCUGUUCUCUCAUGGGUUGUUGUGAAGUUGUUGCUGUGCGACUCAUUUGAUUUGCAGAAUCAGUAGAUAGAUCAAACAUUCUGUUUUUCACACUAGGAGAGACUUUGCCAUUACUAAAUCCACCAGGGAAGAUCCCGUUUGUAGUCAUCUGAUGCUUAUAAUGUUCAGAAUCUGAAGGGGUCAUGUUCUUCAUCAUGUCACUAGAUGACCUUCAUCAUGUCACUGGAUGACCUGUAUGAUGCCACUGUAUCUGAUUUUCCAAAGCUUCGGUGUUCCGAAACAAAAAGCAGAACCAGAACUGGUUUGUUCUGCUGGUGGUGGUAAAUUCAGUUCUACUUGCUGAGCAAUCCUCCUGUUUUGAGGGCUUGACAAAAUCUAGCGGAGAAGGAUUUUGAUAUUCAUGCUGGCUCAUAGAUUUAAGGUUUCUUACUUGAGUAGCAAGAAAAGAUUAUGGAAAGUUGGAAACAGAGCCUUGGAAACCGGAAAAUUCAGACUAAAACUCGAGUCUGGUGAGAUCAUUAUAAGUUUUGGUAAUUCAAAAGGAGAGAAAAAAAAGGAAAAAGAAAAAAAAAGAACAUAGAAAGGAGGAAACUGCGGUUACAAGAAGCCUAGCAAACGUCUCCGUUUCCCAUUCAUUCUCUCGCAAGUUAGUUUUUUUUUUUUUUUGCUGCAAAAUAUCGGAAAGAUGGUCCAAGUACCCGAUGUGAAACAUGCUCGACCCCUUGAGGGAUAUCGCGGGAUAAAAGCCAUUGGUUGUACUCCCGCUAACGAAUCCAUAGCAAAGUUUGGACUCCAUUGCUUCAAUUCUCACAAGGGGACUAAUUUACAGUUCUUGACUGUAACCCAACUCCUUCCGCGAGCUGUUUCACAUGUCAAAUAUAUUAUGACAUUGGAUGCCUUUGAUCCAGCCAACGGUUCUAUUCAUAGUAUCGACACCUGUGUUUGGCAUUCUUCUCAGAGGAAUGAUGAGAACUUGAGAUUAAUCACCACUUAUUGCAGACCUACAGGAUCUGGAGAAAGCGGUUCCCAAUGGGACCCAAAUGGUGUAGACGUGUUCUAUACUGGUGUGAUGCCUAAGUGGCUAGAUGAUGAUGCACUUACAGGAAGCGAUAAGCUACACUUCUAUGAGGUUAAUGAUUCGGAUUUGCAACAGAAUGCAUGGCUUCAUCUAUAUGCUCAAGUUGCUGCAUACUCUAGGUGGAUUUAUCACAUGGUGGAUCAUCUCCCAUUGGAGAUAAAGAAAGUGGUGGUACAAACAAAGGAAGACAUAGAGUCAAGUUUGAAGUUGAAGUCGGGCAAUGCAAUCUUCUACUUAAGUUUCAAGACUCGUGAAGGUGCCGAGUACAAAUCCAUAAUAAGGCAAACGAGGGAUGGAAGACCACAACACAUGUGCCUUGAAGUUAAACAUGUUGAGAUGGACAAGUAGACGACAAAAGUGUUGUGACUUUUUAAUAUAUCAUGUUUAUGUCCUUAGUUGGUUGGUGGUAUUGAGUUUGUGUGUUGUCCUUGCCACUUUUAAUGACUAGAAGAGAGUUGUAUUGAGAGUGUGUUUAGCAGUUUGUGUGUUGUUUACCUCUGAAUGCUAUGUUUUUUUUUCUUCUAAUUAAU